AUGUUUGUGUGCGCGCAGCUGCUGAUCAACGGCAAGUUUGAGGACGCGUCAGGCGGGAAGACCUUUGAGACGAUGGAUCCGCGCACGGGCGAGCCGCUCAUGACAGUGGCAGAGGCUCAGGCAGAGGAUGUUGACCGCGCCGUCAAGGCCGCCCGCCAGGCGUUCGAUCAUGGCCCGUGGCCGCGAAUGAGCGGUCGCCAGCGCGGCAACAUCAUGCACAAGCUCGCCACCCUGAUGGAGAAAAACACAGAGGAGCUGGCGACGUUGGAGUCUCUGGACAAUGGCAAGGCGUACUCGGCUGCAUUCUCCAUUGACGUUCCCAUGGCGGUUGAGCACCUGCGCUACUAUGCGGGCUGGGCUGACAAGAUCUACGGGCAGACCAUCCCCACAGACGGCAAGAUGCAGGCCUACACGCUCAAGGAACCCCUCGGUGUGGUGGGGCAGAUCAUCCCCUGGAACUUCCCCAUCCUGAUGCAGGCCUGGAAGCUGGGCCCAGCACUGGCAGCAGGCAACACCAUAGUCAUGAAGGUGGCGGAGCAGACGCCGCUGAGCGCUCUGCGGGUGGGUGAGCUGGCGCUGGAGGCCGGCCUGCCACCUGGCGUCCUAAACAUCAUCCCCGGAGACGGCCCCGUUGCCGGCGCGGCCCUGGCUAGUCACAAGGGAAUCGACAAGAUCGCUUUCACAGGCAGCACAGAGGUGGGCAAGAUAAUAAUGAGGCAGGCGGCGGAGAACGUAAUCCCGGUCACUCUGGAGCUGGGCGGCAAGAGCGCAUGCAUCAUCUGCCCCGACGCUGACCUGGACGAGGCCGUGCGCGGCGCCCACGAAGCCCUCUUUUUCAAUCAUGGCCAGUGCUGCACAGCGGGCUCGCGCACGUUUGUGCACGAGAGCAUCUACGACGAGUUUGUGGCGCGCGCUGCCAAGCUGGCCAGCGGCCGCCGCGUCGGCGACCCCUUCGACAGGGCAACGCAGCAGGGGCCGCAGGUGUCGCAGGAGCAGUACGACAAGAUCAUGGGCCUCAUCAGCACCGGCGUCGAACAGGGAGCCAAGCUGGAAACCGGCGGCAAGCGCCACGGUGAGCGCGGCUACUUUGUGCAGCCGACAGUUUUCAGCAACGUGACGGACGACAUGACCAUUGCCACAGAUGAGAUCUUUGGCCCCGUCCAGUCCAUCCUCAAGUGGUCCACUGUGGACGAGGUGAUCCGCCGCGCAAACAACACCGAGUAUGGCCUGGCGGCUGGCGUUUUCACACAGAAUCUGGCGAUGGCCAACACGAUUUCGCGCGCGCUGAAGGCCGGCACGGUGUGGGUGAACACAUGGAACCAGUUUGACGCGGGGGUUCCCUUUGGCGGCUACAAGACGUCCGGCAUCGGCCGCGAGAAGGGCGAGGCCGCGCUGAGCCACUACACGCAGACCAAGGCAGUGUACAUGCCCAUGGCAGAGCCCAUCACAUGGAACAGCUGAGCACAUCGUGGCACAUGCGCAGCACCAUCCACAAACCUUCAGAGACCUCUUUUGCAGGGUACUUUUUUGAGCAACAAAGGAUACCAGAGUCCCCUGAAAUGCCACUGCUCAGGGAACGAGCAUUUUGUUGAGCGUCUUUUUGUGUGAAGAAAAAGACGCUCCUUGAGCAGGCUCCAUGCGUGGGAACCUCAGUGUGAGUCAUUCCUGCAAUUUCCUGUCGUUAGAUACGUGCGAUAUUUUGUGACGAUUGAUACGGGGCAUGGGGUGUCGUCCACUCGGCACCAAGAAAUGUGCAACGUGUGCAUCCUGGUUUAUGGGUUCUAGAAUUUUGUGCGGAAGGAUUGAGCUGCCUGGAGCACUAAAUCCAGAUACAUUUGCUUGGGUCUAAUUUCUUGCUGUGUAAUACAAUGAGAGACAUGCGCUGUGUGUGCAAUGCUCAUCUAAUUGAGUUUCUUGCAGAGAAAGUGCUUGCCAUGGGGCAGGAGAGCCAAUCAUUGGCAAUUCUGAAAGGAUGACUCGUUACUGAGUACCCCAGUACUAUGAGUGCAAGUAUGUCAGAAGGGCGCAGUGGGCAUGCAAUAGGUACUAGACUGAAGCUUUGGCAAGUUGUGUAAGAGCCAGGCUGCUC
Messenger RNA from Coccomyxa subellipsoidea C-169, 2089 nucleotides. RefSeq names its product aldehyde dehydrogenase. NCBI's taxonomy places the organism in Eukaryota, Viridiplantae, Chlorophyta, Trebouxiophyceae, Coccomyxaceae. Bases 1 to 1461 code for a protein of 486 amino acids. The transcript has 12 exons. Gene Ontology annotation, molecular function: aldehyde dehydrogenase (NAD+) activity. The record is from RefSeq and is a predicted model, not a curated record.